Messenger RNA from Saimiri boliviensis boliviensis (Bolivian squirrel monkey), 1662 nucleotides. Its product is annotated as leucine-rich repeat-containing protein 37B-like. NCBI's taxonomy places the organism in Eukaryota, Metazoa, Chordata, Mammalia, Primates, Cebidae. The record is from RefSeq and is a predicted model, not a curated record.
AUGGCCCCUCCUCAUGUGGCAGCUAUUUCGGCUACUAGUCUAGGAGCUCAGCCUCUGGAGUGGGUCAAGGACCUGCUCCAGCUGACCUCCAAGCCCCUGGGGCAGACUGAGCCCUGGUCUUCCCGCUCCAAUCUCCCGUGGGAAUCUCCCCAUGCGCUUACUUCCCUGGCAGGCCCCAGAGGCUUUGAUUACCUGGGGUUCUCUGCUUCCUCCCAGAGGUCAGCCCAGCCCCAGGAAUCGACUGAGAAUUUGGUUCCAUUCCUGGACAUGGAUUCAGCUGGAGAGUUGUCCCCAGGGCCAGAGCCCUUCUUGUCUGCACACCCAGAUCUGAAUGACAAGCUGACUCGGCAAGAAAGGCUCCCAGAGGUGGGUCCAAUGCUGGACUGGGAUCAGAACCACACCCUGGUUCAGCCUCCUCGCCUCAAAAGGAAGAUUCAGACUACAGAUCUAGAUCAGGCUGCAGAUCAUCAGGCAGAUGAAACACCUCCAGACAGUAAGAAUUCAAAAGCUACCGACAUUAUAGUUUCUCCCAAGAACUUGAAGAAACAUCCAGCUCAGCAUUGGAGGCUUGCUAAGGUUGUGGGAAUUCCACGUCAAUUUGUAUUGAAACCUCAGCAUCAGAAACAAACUUUGCAGGAUGAGUAUUUAGAUUGAAAUAUGGAUAUGCUGUAUCCUCCAGAACUCCAGGUGAACUCAGAUGAGACUUCAGGGCCCCCUGAGCAAGUUGGACUGUCUCAAUUCCAUCUAGAGCCCAAAACUCAAAAUCCAGAGACCCUUGAAGAGAUCCAGUCCUCUUCCCUACAGCAAGAAGCCCCAGCCCAGUUUCCACAGCUCCCUGAGGAGGUAGAACCUUCGACCCAGCAGGAGGCCCCAGCUCAGCCUCCAGAGUCCUCUACGGAAAGUCUAGCUCAAGCCCCACCGAAUCAUGAGCUGACAGUUCAACCUCAAGAUGAGGAUCAAGCUCAUUAUAACUUGCCUAAUAGUAUAAUUAAACCUGCAGAUGUGGAGAUUACCAAAACUUCAGAGCCUACCAAGGAGACAAAAUCUUCCCAAGCCCAGCAAGAGGCCCUGACUCAGCCUCAAGGGAAGGUUGAACCUUCCACAGCCCUGACGACUACUGCUCCUCCUCCAAAACAGCCUGAGGUGACACUUCCACCUUCAGACAAGGGUCAGACUCAGCAUGCAAACCUGACUCAAGUCGUAGUUCAGCCACUGCACCUGGAGGUUACCGUAACUACAGAACUUACUACAGAGGUUAAACCGUCUCCAGCCAGAGAGGAGACCUCAACUCAGCCUCCAGAUCUGGGGCUUGCCAUAACUCCAGAACCCACUACAGAGCCUGGACAUUCUGCAGCCCUGGAGAAGACUACAGCUCCUCAUCCAGACCAGGUUCAGACUCAGCAUCAAAACCUGACUGAAGUCACAGGUCUACCUACUGAUCUAGAACCUACUCAGGAUUCACUGGUGCAGCCUGAAACUUAUGCCCAAAAUAAGGCUUUAACUGCACCAGAAGAACAGGCCUCCGCAAGCACCCACAUCUGUGACCUCUGCACCUGCAGAGAUGAGACGCUGUCGUGUAUUGAUCUCAGCCCAAAGCAGAAGCUCCGCCACGUGCCUGUGCCAGAGCCGAACACCUACAACGGCACCUUCACCAUCUUGUAA